Penicillium chermesinum is the source of this 453-nucleotide messenger RNA. RefSeq names its product 40S ribosomal protein eS12. Gene Ontology annotation, molecular function: structural constituent of ribosome. The record is from RefSeq and is a predicted model, not a curated record. The transcript is spliced from 3 exons. Lineage: Eukaryota; Fungi; Ascomycota; Eurotiomycetes; Eurotiales; Aspergillaceae. Gene Ontology annotation, biological process: translation. Gene Ontology annotation, cellular component: ribosome; cytosolic small ribosomal subunit. The coding region runs from base 1 to 453 and encodes 150 amino acids.
AUGUCGGACGGAGAAGAGACCCAGUCCAACCCCCCCGUUGCCGCCGCCGAUGAGGUCGAGGUUUCCGCCGACGCUGGCUCCGGCCAGAUGUCCGUUCUCGACGCUCUGAAGGGUGUCCUCCGUGUCUCCCUCAUCCACGACGGUCUUGCCCGUGGUCUCCGUGAGGCCGCCAAGGCCCUCGACCGCCGCGAGGCUCACAUGUGUGUCCUCAACGAGGGUUGUGAGGAGGAGGCCUACAAGAAGCUUGUUGUUGCCCUCUGCUCCGAGCACAAGAUCCCCCUGAUCAAGGUCCCCGAUGGAAAGCUCCUCGGCGAGUGGGUUGGUCUCUGCACCCUUGACCGUGACGGUAACGCCCGCAAGGUCGUCAACUGCUCUUGCGUUGUUGUCAAGGACUGGGGUGAGGAUACCCAGGAGCGCGCUGUCCUCCUCAACUACUUCCAGACCGAGCAGUAG